UAUAUAUUGCCUAAUUCUAUGACUUAUAAAAACAUAACCCAUAUAUUUGAUCAAUUUUAUAUUGAAUGAAAUAAUAAUUAAAUAUAAGGGAAAUAGUACAGCUGAAUUGAUCUUCAUCAAUUCACAAGAAAGAAAUUUCAAUUAUUUGAUCAUGUCCAAGAAAUAUGGUUUGAUAACUUCAGGUCAGAAUAAGAUGGUUGUUCAACCACCAGGAAAAAGGGCUGCCAUUUUUGAUGAGGAUUCGGAUUCUGACGAAUCUGAUUCAUCAAAACCGAUUUUCCAAAAACCAAUACUACAAAAAAAAAUUGAAAUUGAGCGUGAAAAAGCAUUGGAAGAAGAUCCCACUGUUUAUCAAUAUGAUGAGAUAUAUGAUGAUAUGGCGAAACAAAAAAAUGAGUGUAAAUUAUCAAAAAAAUGGGUUGACAAAAAACCAAAAUACAUUAGUAAUUUAAUUAAAGCUGCUGAAAGAAGAAAACGAGAAAAUGAGCGAAGAUUAGAACGUCAAGUACAGAAGGAGAGAGAAGCUGAAGGAGAUGAAUUCAAAGAUAAGGAAUCAUUUGUGACACCAUCUUAUUUAAAAAAAUUGGAAGAAAUGAAAGUGCUUGAAGAACAAGAAAAAAGAGAAGAAUACUUAGAGACUAUUGGAGAUGUGAAAAAACAAGGAAAUUUGGAUGGAUUUUAUAGACAUGUUUAUGAUCAAAAAGUCAACUUUGAUGGAACUGAAUUUGAAAAGAAUGAAGACGGAGAAAAUAGCGUGGAAAGAAAUGUAAGCUCAAAAGAUGAAGAAUCUCUACAUAAUGAGGUAACUAGAAAAAAAUCUGCUAAAAGGCAUUACAGAAAAAGAGAAAAAUCAGACAGUGAAGAUGAUAAUCAACAUAAGAAAAAAGAACAUCUACCGUCAAAUUUAGAUGCAGAUUCUGAUUUUAGUAUUGAUUCAUCAGAUAGUGAAAAAGAAAAAUUGGAAGAAGUAGAGUAUAAAGAAACAAUGAUCAAAGAUGAAGAAGCUCUAGAAAAAAAAGAAUCUAGUAAAACUGAAGAAGAGAUAAAUUUAGUAAAACCCAAAGAACUGAAGAUUAAAGAAAUACAAGAGAUUAUUGAAAAACCAGUUCAGAAAAAGGCUAAGAUUGAUGUAACACAAAAAAGAACUGUUGGGGAAGCUUAUGAAGCUGCUAGGCGGAGGUAUCAAGAAAGAAGUGCUGUAAGGAACUCUGCUUGAAAUAAAAUUGUUUAUUCUAUAUAUAUAUAUAUCUUUUAUAUAUAUAUAUAUAUAUAUAAUAACUAUUGCUGUAAGAGCCAAAAUAAAUAUACUGAAUGAAAUUUAAGGGUCUUUAGGCUCGGGUUUUGGGAGUAAAUGAUUGACUACUCUUUAUUCUAUGCCAAGCUUUCGCAUUAAUUUAAUGCUUUUUCAGGGCUUCUGCAAAAGAUC
Messenger RNA from Harmonia axyridis, 1426 nucleotides. RefSeq names its product nuclear speckle splicing regulatory protein 1. The coding region runs from base 152 to 1216 and encodes 354 amino acids. The transcript has 3 exons. Lineage: Eukaryota; Metazoa; Arthropoda; Insecta; Coleoptera; Coccinellidae. The record is from RefSeq and is a predicted model, not a curated record. Gene Ontology annotation, biological process: regulation of alternative mRNA splicing, via spliceosome.